AUGAAGACCGAUCCGAGUGAAGCUGCUCGCAGGCUUGCCCCGGUUUUAGGUGUUCCCGAAUCUGAAUUGCUUACCCAACUUCGCCGCAAGGAUAAGCGGUUUGUAUGGCUCAAAAAGGAUAUGGAUUACGAGCUGCUUGACGAGAUUCGAGCAAUUGAGAAAGACAUUCGUGGCAUAAAGCACGAGGUCGAACAGCAACGCGCCUAUCCGAAAGGGAAACUCGCCGCCCAAGUCAUUGGACAUAUAAACGAUCAGAAUAUGGGUGAGGGAAUUGAGUAUCACUACAACAAUUACCUUUUGAGCGCGAGGCAGGGACAGGCAGCGCGGCGGGCAGAAGCCGCUCGCAAUGAACCCAUAAACUUGUUAACCAACGGUGACUCUACUGAUGAUUAUGGGUAUAGUGUCGUCUUGACGCUUGACGAAUAUAUUCAGUACGUCGCCGAGAAGGAAUUAGCAGCAGCGUGUCGAAAAUGGAACGCCCCGCGGGGUACAGUCAUCGUCUUGGCAUCAAAAACGGCAGAGAUAUUGGCACUUGCAAGCUACCCCUCGUACGAUUUGAAUCAUUACACGCUCGGGAGCGAGCAAGCAAAAAGGAAUCUCGGUGUUUGGUUUGCGUAUGAACCCGGUUCGAUUUUUAAAAUCAUUGCAUCCUCCGCUAUCCUGAACGAGGGUAUUAUGAGCCCUGAGUCAACGGUUUUUUGCGAGAAUGGACGGUAUCGACUCGCAAACGGUAGAAUCAUCCGCGACGUAUCGGGAAAAGGAUGGCUUACCUUAGAACAAGUCCUCCACAAAUCGAGUAAUAUCGGUAUGAUUAAAAUUGUGAAGGAAUUGGGACGUGAGAACUUUAGUACUUACAUUGAGAAGUACGGCUUUGGGAAAGCAACCGGUGUAGACCUGCCUUAUGAACACAGUGGAAGUCUUUAUGCCGUAAAGCACUGGGAUACGCAUUCCCUUGGCUCCGUCCCCUUUGGACAAGGGAUUAUGGUGACCCCUCUUCAGAUGGUGAGCGCGUUAAACGUCAUUGCAAACGGUGGAAAACUCCUCCGUCCACAUAUUACCCGAGAAAUUCGGGACAGUAGCGGAAAGGUGAUUGAAAAGAAAUACGCCAUUGAAGUCCGACAGGUAAUCCGCCCGACAGUAGCAAAACAGAUGACAGACAUACUUGUCGGUGUGGUUGAAGCAAGUCGCUGCCCAAACAAUGCAAUACUUGAAGCAAACCGAGUUCUUCGGACCCCAACCUCAAAAGUCCCCCGAAUUUUCACCUGUUGCGACAAAACAAUCACCGACGCAACGCCUUACUGUGAAAGGAGAGGGGCUGUGAAGCUUCAUGAACUGCUCCGCGGGCUUAACAUUACCACAAGUUCUGGAUCGCUGGAUAUUGAUAUUACGGGUGUCGCCAGUGAUAAUCGGAAAGUCGAACUCGGUAAUGUUUUUGUCUGUUAUCAAGGCAUCAGUGUGGAUAGUCACAACUUCAUUCCAGAUGCACUUCAAAAAGGAGCAGCAGUUGUCAUUGGUGAAAAACCGAUAACAACUAUAGAGACACAAGGAAAACCGAUUACCUAUGUGCAAGUUCCCUGCGGACGCCGAGCACUGUCCUUGAUCGCCGCCAAUUGGCACGGGAACCCCGCAAAACGCCUUAAACUCAUCGGUAUUACAGGCACCAACGGUAAAACCUCAACGGCACACCUCAUACAUGCUAUAUUCAAGGCAAGUGGGCGGAAAACUGCACGCAUUGGAACAGUCGGACACCAGUACACGAAUGCCCAAGGCGAAGAGGAAACUCUCUCUGCUUCCCUCACAACUCCCGACGCGUUCGCACUCCAUGCUCUUUUCAAGCAGUUUACUGAGGACGACGUAGAAUACGUUACAAUGGAAACCUCCUCCCAAGGGUUAGCACUGCAGCGACUCGCAGGGCUUACCUUCGAUACCGCUGUUUUUACCAACUUCACCCAGGACCACCUUGAUUACCAUCAAACGAUGGAAGCAUAUUUAAAGGCGAAACUGAUGCUGUUCGAGCAACUCGACAACGAAGGAGUUGCGAUUUUGAACAGCGACUCACCGGUAGCGGAGUGCAUCGUCCACGCCUGCUCUGAUUUGCGGAAACCUAUGAUGUACGGGCUUGGUGAAAAAGCGGAUCUACAUGCCGAGGAUAUUAAUUUUUCUUAUAAUCGAUUGGCGUUUACAGCGGUUACGCCAGAUGGACGAAUCCCCGCUAAGUUACGAUUACUCGGAGAAUACAACCUUUAUAACGCUCUUGCCGCCAUUGCUGUUGGGCUUCGUUACGAUUGUCCAAUCUCAGCAAUUCAGGAAGGCCUUGCCGCUACUGUAGUUCCCGGUCGGUUUGAACUCAUUGAUCGAGGACAGGAUUUCGCCGUCAUCGUUGACUACGCACAUACACCCGAUGGCUUAGAAAAUGUGUUGACUGCCGCCAAGCGCGUUACUGAACGUAAUUUGAUUUGUGCUUUCGGAUGCGGUGGCGAUAGGGAUAACGGAAAGCGUCCUAAGAUGGGAAAUAUUUCUGCCCAAAUUGCGGAUUAUAGCGUGAUUACUUCCGACAAUCCGCGCACCGAAGAUCCCGAUGAAAUCAUCGCGCAAAUUGUGUCAAAUUUACCACAUGCUACCAAAUAUGUGUGUAUUUCAGAGAGACGGGACGCUAUCCAUCACGCAAUCGCGAUGGCAAAAUCCGGUGAUGUUGUUGUCAUCGCGGGUAAAGGGCAUGAGGAUUAUCAGGAAAUCAAUGGCAAAAGAUUUCCCUUUGACGACAGAGUUGUGGCUUCAGAUAUUUUGGAAUCCUUCUAA
Messenger RNA from Geodia barretti, 2799 nucleotides. The record is from the annotation of a GenBank genome assembly. Lineage: Eukaryota; Metazoa; Porifera; Demospongiae; Tetractinellida; Geodiidae.